CAUGCUCCGUGUUUGAUGCGAUUGCCAGGAAGAAUGUUUUCUCGGGAAACUUGAUGAUUGCGGGGUAUGCCCGUGCAGGGCAUCUGCGGGAAGCGAGGAUGGUCUUUGAGGAAAUGCCUCAGAAGAGCACAGUGUCGUGGAAUUCGCUCAUUGGAGCGUUUUCUCGGUCUGGACGACCGAUGGAAUCGCUGCGAUCGAGGCUUGCACUUCAAUGGAGGAGAUUUCUCACGGCCGGUUCGUCCACGCUGUUGUUCUAAGCUGCGAGGGGGAGGCAAGCGUUGGAGUGAUGAACGCGCUCAUCAACAUGUACGGGAAACACUCGAGAGUUUCCGAGGCGAGGAAGACUUUUGCCUCCAUUUGCAAGAGCCACCGGGAUGUGAUCUCGUGGAACAGCAUGAUUGCAGCCUACGCUCGAAACGGUCGUCUCCAGGAAGCCAAGGAUACGUUUGACGCCAUGGAUCUCGAUCGAAACACCGUGACUUGGAACACGAUGAUCGGUGGCUACGCACAAAGCGAAUCCGCCGGAGCUGGUGCUUUGAUCAUGCUUGCCUUGAUGGACCAACAAGGAAUCCAUCCAAACGCGUGCACUUUCAUCAGUGUUUUCGAUGCUUGCGCUCGAAUCUCCGCUCUUAGGCAAGGCCGACUCGUUCACUCUCUCUUGCUCGAGGGCCCCGGAGCGGAAGAUCACUCGCAACACCACCUCGAAGUUGGAAACUCGAUCAUCCACAUGUAUGGGAGCUGCGGCUGCUCUGCGGGGGCGGAAGAAACUCUCCAUCGGAUGCAAUCCCGGACCGUUGUCUCGUGGAGCUCUCUCGUCGCAGCUCACGUCCAGGCCGGAGAUCUCUCGUCCGCUGUGACAAGCUUCCACAAGAUGGCCAUGGAUGGAGUCCUUCCCAACGAGGUGACCUUCCUGGCCCUUCUAAGUGCUCUCGGCCACUCGGGCGAUGUGAAACGAGGCUGGAGUUUCUUCAUCUCAAUGCACCACGAUUACGGAUUGGUGUGGGGAAUAGACCAUCUCGUUUGCACCGUGGAUCUGUUUGGGCGAGCUGGGCUGAUCGAGCAGGCCGAGAGGAUCGUUCUCAGCAGCUCCUUUGCCCGAUCGCCCGUGCCAUGGAUGGCACUGCUGAGCGCUUGCAAGAGCAGCCGCAAUCCAGGAACCAUAGAAAAAUCCGGGACCGUCGCCAGAACAGCGCUGGAGCUCAACACCGCCAAGUCGUCGCCCUACGUCCUCGUCUCCAACGCGUUCUUGGACGAUCUUUCGUACUUUCCCGGCGCCCGGACUUUACCGUACCAACCGCCACCGCCGGCGGCUCCGUUAGUUAAAACCCACCUCGGUUAGUUUGACGAAGAACCAUUUUCUAGGGCAGGGAUUCUAGGGUUUGUGGCGGCCCAGCGGC
Molecule: messenger RNA, 1397 nt
Organism: Selaginella moellendorffii
Lineage: Eukaryota; Viridiplantae; Streptophyta; Lycopodiopsida; Selaginellales; Selaginellaceae
Product: pentatricopeptide repeat-containing protein At2g13600
Exons: 2
Coding region: 212-1339 (375 amino acids)
Biological process (GO): RNA modification
Molecular function (GO): RNA binding; protein binding
Source: RefSeq, a predicted model, not a curated record